CUUGCCACCAACAAACACACACAAACAGAGGCACCUGUACACACACACAGACAUGUACAUACACACGCACAGAGACACAUCUACACACACACACAUACAGACACAUGUAUACAUACAGAUACAUGUACAUACACAGAUAUACACAUGCACAGACACAUGUACAUACACACAGACACAUGUACGUACAUACACAAAACACACACACGUAUAUGUACACACACAUACACACACAUAAAAAGUUGCAGUACUUUGUUGUUCACUCACAGAGUCGGGUACUGCACUCUAGGGGGAGUCAGAGAGCAUAGCACACACUCCUUCCUUUGCUUUUUCACUGUGCUCAGCUAUUGAGCAGUCUGACGGUUCCCAGUGCCAAUGACAAAUCUGGCCUGAGCUCCGAGCCUGCUCAGCAAGAUGGCCCUGGGGGACACACUCGCCCCCACCAUAAUUUCCACUCGCCAUUGGCGAGCAGGCGAGUGGAAAUUUCAAGGCCUG
Messenger RNA from Staurois parvus, 492 nucleotides. NCBI's taxonomy places the organism in Eukaryota, Metazoa, Chordata, Amphibia, Anura, Ranidae. The record is from the annotation of a GenBank genome assembly.